GAGAAAAAGAGACAGAAAAGCACAGCAAGAAAGACUACGGGAAAACUUGGAAGGGAAAGACGGGGCGAGAAGCCAGAGGAGAGAGGAAGGGACGCAUGAUGAGAGGAGAAGAAACAGAGGAAACCCAUUCCAGCUGUGUUUCUGCAACAAAUAGAGUCGUGAUAACAUCUUCACGGUGAAGAAUUUUCUGCCGCUGCACGCCAAGGGAACAAACAAUUACCUCUGACAUUUUUGGUCAGUAUCAGGCUGUUUAUUUUUAAUCAAGCUGUAAUCCAAACAGAUGAUCUAGUAAUAGGACAGAAACAGCACUGAGUUUGAGUGGAAAACAAGUCUUAUUGGUCCCUUCUUAAAAAAACCCCACAAAACAAACAAACUUUGCUUUGUGCACCAAGAGCCUUUCCAGAACUUAUUCGAAAAGAUUUAAACAUGAGUGCAGACAACUCUAGCCUGCUGGACAGCCUGCUCUUUCCCCCUCUCUGCGAUGGCUGGAGCAACAACACAGAGGGAGCCAUCUACCAGCUGGGCAACACCAUCCUGUUUCUGGGCUACAUGGGAGGAAGCGGGGCUUAUGGGUGCCUCUUCAUCUUCGGCUUCCUUUGUCCCGGUUUCCUGUGUCUUCUUCUGUGGGGAUUGCUUACAGUGUGUGGCCUGGAUGUCUUCACCUGGAACCUGCUUCUACUGCUGGUCUGCUUGCUUCAGCUCUGUCACCUCCUUUACCGGCUGCACCAGGAGGGCAUACGAGGUGAGGAGCUGGCCUCCCUCUACCAGGCGGUCUACCUGCCCCUGGGCGUGCCUGUCCAGGUGUUCAAGGAGAUUGCAAAGGCUUUUGAGAGCAAGGUGCUGGAGCUGAAAGCAGGAGAGACUUAUGCUGUGGAGGGAAAGACCCCCAUUGACCAGCUCUCCUUUCUGCUUUCUGGAAGGAUCAACGUGUCUUUGGAGGGCCAGUUUCUGCAUUACAUCCACCGACACCAGUUCCUCGACUCUCCCGAGUGGGAGUCUCUUAGACCAAACGAGGAGGGAAAGUUCCAGGUGACCCUGACAGCAGAGGAAGAUUCCCGUUACAUCUCAUGGCGUCGCCGCCGUCUCUACAUGCUUAUAUCAAAGGAUCGCUACAUCGCCCGUCUCUUCUCUGUAAUGCUGGGACACGACAUUGCUGAAAAGCUCUACAACCUUAACAACAAGCUCUACAUCAAAAGUGGCGUGUUGUUGGACAUCCGCCUGCCCAGCCUCUACCACGUGCUAGCUCCUGCCUCGCAGGGCAGUGAGGGUGGCAGCGGCAGUGAUGGAGGCCCUGCCAGGGAGCAACAAACUGAACAGCAGUGCCAAGACCCAGAGCUCACCUACCAGAUGCCUGACAGACCUAAACCUCAGCCUCUCCAGCCCAAACCUCAGGGACCAAUGAAGACAGCCGUGGAUGAACCCUUGCAUGACCCUUAUCACCCUUCCUGGGCGUCUGACCCGGAGCUGCCCAUUGGUGAGGACUCCACCAGCCUGGUCCUGGAGGACUUUGCUGAUGUGGCGGGCUCCUUAACGGAUUAUGGCAGUGAGAGGGAAUAUUUGAGGUAGAGAGGGAGGGUGCUGGAGCUAACACACGGGGGCACCACUUAAGCUACAUGAGGUGAUGGGAAUCUACCACCUCGAUUCCAGAGGGUCAGAGCGCCGCUGGCUCCCACUGAAACCCCUAAACUGUGAGACGUCUCUCCUGGAAACACUAUGUUAACA
Molecule: messenger RNA, 1722 nt
Organism: Pelmatolapia mariae (spotted tilapia)
Lineage: Eukaryota; Metazoa; Chordata; Actinopteri; Cichliformes; Cichlidae
Gene: popdc2
Product: popeye domain containing 2
Exons: 4
Coding region: 427-1566 (379 amino acids)
Biological process (GO): skeletal muscle tissue development; regulation of membrane potential; heart development
Cellular component (GO): sarcolemma
Molecular function (GO): cAMP binding
Source: RefSeq, a predicted model, not a curated record